This is a messenger RNA of Chlamydomonas reinhardtii, 1226 nucleotides long. RefSeq lists its product as uncharacterized. Bases 595 to 1107 code for a protein of 170 amino acids. Lineage: Eukaryota; Viridiplantae; Chlorophyta; Chlorophyceae; Chlamydomonadales; Chlamydomonadaceae. The record is from RefSeq and is a predicted model, not a curated record. The transcript has a single exon.
AGCUAUGGGCAUCCUUUUGCUCAGCAACGCUCUGACUGUCGGGCGCCCUGCGCGUUCGCGUUUUGCGCGUCCACUGCCUGGCUUACAAUUACCAUGUAAACAUGCCAUAUUGUGGCUGCAAUUUAUUGUGCAACGUGAAGCCUCGCGCGCGCGCUAAGGCUUCAGGCCUGGCACGCAUCUUCCUGCUGCGCUCGUGUUUGCCAGAGUUUCGCGAGACUUGCAAUAUAGAUUAGCACUGAUCAUUUUUCUGCGCUGUAAAAGCACAUUUAACGUGCGGAGAGCGCUUGAAUCUCACACGCUUUCGGGCACCCGCUGCGCUCGUGUUUUGCCGGAAUUGCGGGAGCCUUUGCGCCCGUUUUUACAGUAUUUUACCGUUCUGCGCCGAGGGCGUGCGCGAAACCCGCGUGUACGCUAAAAGCUGCAGAAAGUCUCGCCGCGACAGAGUCUCGCCCGCGCGACAGAGUCUCGCCGCCCGGCCGCCCGAGGGGUGCCCUAGGGGGUGUGUCUGUCCAGUGGUGUAGUCCUCCGCUCUGCUCUACGCUACGCUAGACGGGGCCGGGCACGCGCAACACUGUCUCCGCAGCCGCCGCAGCCAUGUACAGCAGCACCAGCCCCACCGGCCUGUUCCGCGUGCAGCCUGUCUGUACGGCGUCGCAGCAACAGCUUCUGGCGGCCAUUGACCGCAAGGUUCCGGCGGAUCUGCAGGCCGCCGCAGAGGGGUCCGGUGACGGCGCCCUCAGUGAUGCGGAGCUGAUGGCAGCGCUGGCUGGCUCCGCCAAUGGUAAAGCGCCUGGGUCGGACGGGGUCCCGUACGAGGUGUACAAGGUUUUCUGGGCGCUGCUGGGUCCGCGCUUGUGUGCUGCUGCUGCCGCUGCCUUUGCUGCCGCUGCAGAUGCCCACGAUGGCGGUGAAAUGGCGGCGGCGCUGCCUGCCUCCUGGCGGGAGGGCAUCAUCACCCUCAUCUACAAGGGCAAAAGCCUGGACCGCACCGAGCUGGCGUCCUACCGGCCCAUCACGCUGCUCAACUGCGACUUCAAGAUGCACUCGGGGAAAGCCGCUCAUCCGAAUCUGGUCCGAAGUUGGUCCGAAGAUCUGUCCGAAACCUGAUCCGAAGCCUGGUCCGAAAGACCAUCCGAAGCUGGUCCGAGUUCCUGUCCGAAAGACCCCACCCCUGUCCGAAGUUUUUGUCUCCGAAGCUGGUCCGAAGUCGGUCCGAAUCUGGUCCG